CAUCUUCUCACACAACGAAAUUACCUGUGAAUUGACACACACGUACAUUGCCGGUCGAUCCAGAUCUCCCUCCCCUCUUUCAAAUUCCAGUCCUCUUCCCUUUCCCCUUUAUUUCCAAACCCUAACCCUAAAAUUCGAAUUGUUCAUGGCGACCGAAGAAGCCACCGUGGUCGUCGUGACCGAGACGGUCGAGAAUCCUCCUCCCGAGCCGGCCACCACCGAGACGGCGGCCGACAAACCGGCGGCCAAGACCGGCAAGGCCAAGGAGCCCAAGGCGAAGAAGGCGCCCGCUCCGAGGAAGCCCAGAAGCGCUCCAGCUCAUCCUCCGUACGAAGAGAUGGUUAAGGACGCGAUUGUGACGUUGAAGGAGAGGACUGGUUCGAGCCAGUACGCGAUCACUAAGUUCAUCGAGGAUAAGCAAAAGCAGCUGCCGCCCAACUUCAAGAAGCUUCUGCUCUUCCAUUUGAAGAAGCUUGUGAGUUCUAAUAAGAUCGUCAAGGUCAAAAACUCCUUCAAGCUCCCGCCUGUGAGGUCCUCGGCGCCGAAGCCUGCAUCUCCGGUGAAGAAGAAGCCGGCGGCCGCCGCUAAGCCCAAGGCAAAAGCUGUUGCUGCCAAGCCUAAGGGAGGGAAAAAGCCAGCUGCCAAAGCUCCGGCAAAGCCAAAGGCUGCUGCCGCCAAGCCUAAGGCGAAACCGAAGGCAAAACCCGCAGCUAAGCCAAAAGCUGCUGCUCCGAAGCCCAAAGCGGCUGCUCCGGCAAAGCCCAAGCCCGCUGCCAAGCCUAAAGCCCCCGCCGCCAAGCCAAAAGCUGCGGCUGCCAAGCCCAAGGCGGCUGCUCCGAAGCCAAAGCCAAAGGAGAAGCCAGCGAAGGCGGCGAGGACACUGACGAGGUCAUCUCCCGGAAGGAAAGCUCCGACCGCCCGGCCUGCCCCGAAGAAAGCGGGGACUCCAAAGAAAGCUCCGGCUCGGAGCGUUAAGCCACGAAGCGUGAAGUCGCCGGCGAAGAAAGCUCCAGCUCGCAAAGGAAGAAAGUGAGAGAGUUUAGAGAGGAAGAGAGUCUAGUGGGUCUGUAGGGGUAGUCUUGUAAAUCUCUUCGUCGUUGCAGUUUGAAAAGGAAGAAUAUAUAAUCCGGAUUUUAUUUUAAUUUUCCUUUUUCGAGUAUUUUCUGCCUGAAAAUCGAUCUUUUCUUUUGUUUUUGGUCUAGGGUUUUGUGGGGGACACAGUUUGGGAAUGGAUUGUAACAAAUUUCAGUACAUUUGAGUUGAAAUAGAGAAGAUGAUGAGUUGUCGUGUUCCA
Molecule: messenger RNA, 1294 nt
Organism: Pyrus x bretschneideri (Chinese white pear)
Lineage: Eukaryota; Viridiplantae; Streptophyta; Magnoliopsida; Rosales; Rosaceae
Product: histone H1
Exons: 2
Coding region: 146-1033 (295 amino acids)
Biological process (GO): negative regulation of DNA recombination; nucleosome assembly; chromosome condensation
Cellular component (GO): nucleus; nucleosome
Molecular function (GO): nucleosomal DNA binding; structural constituent of chromatin; double-stranded DNA binding
Source: RefSeq, a predicted model, not a curated record